This is a messenger RNA of Sphaerodactylus townsendi, 9291 nucleotides long. It is a transcript of the gene NEURL1, whose product is annotated as neuralized E3 ubiquitin protein ligase 1. Bases 200 to 1918 code for a protein of 572 amino acids. Lineage: Eukaryota; Metazoa; Chordata; Lepidosauria; Squamata; Sphaerodactylidae. The record is from RefSeq and is a predicted model, not a curated record. Gene Ontology annotation, biological process: nervous system development; negative regulation of Notch signaling pathway. The transcript is spliced from 6 exons. Gene Ontology annotation, molecular function: ubiquitin protein ligase activity. Gene Ontology annotation, cellular component: plasma membrane; postsynaptic density.
AUUCUGGAUCCAAAGUGACAGCCGGAGGGGGGAGAAGAGGAGGAGAAAGGGCCGGGAGAGGGAGGGGACAGCCCAGCCCCUGCUCCCCUUCCUUUCCUUUCCCUCCCCUCCCUUCUCCACCUCGACCUGACAUCUGCACAAACCCACAGAUCCUUCCAGCUGUUGUCACCUUCCAGCUGUUUCGCUCCUUUUGGAUGCCAUGGGGAACAGCUUCUCCAGUAUCCCAGCUUUGCCUCGGGGCAACCCCAGCAGGUUCCACAGAGUCCACCAUCAGCAUCUCAAAGACUCUAUAGGUGGGCCUUUUCCUUCUUCCUCUCACCGAUGCCACCACAAGCAAAAGCACUGUUUGCCCAUCCCACAGUGUGGCACUCUCUCAAUCAGUCCACUCUUGUUCCAUCCACAUACCAAAGGAUCGCAGAUCAUCAUGGAUACCACACAGAAGGCGGUCAAGCGCCAGGCCAGCUUCUGCAAUGCCAUCACCUUCAGCAAUAGGCCAAUUGUUAUCUAUGAGCAAGUCAGGCUCAAGAUCACAAAGAAGCAGUGUUGUUGGAGCGGCGCUCUUCGCCUUGGAUUUACUGCCAAGGAUCCUUCCAGGAUUAACCCGGAAACCUUGCCCAAAUACGCGUGUCCAGAUUUGGUUUCUCAAAGUGGAUUCUGGGCAAAGGCCCUCCCAGAAGAGUUUGCCAAUGAAGGAAAUAUCAUAGCAUUCUGGGUGGACAAAAAGGGACGUGUGUUUUAUCGAGUUAAUGACUCUGCUGCAAUGCUGUUCUUCAGUGGGGUGAGGACCACUGAGCCACUGUGGGCUCUGAUCGAUGUCUAUGGACUCACUCGUGGGGUGCAACUACUAGACAGUGAAAUUAUUCCUCCUGAUUGCCUCCGUCCAAGAUCUUUCACGGCUAUCCGCCGUCCCUCACUUCGCAGAGAGACCGAGGACACCCGAUUGUCUGUGAGCCUUUGUGAUCUCAACCUCCAGGAGGAGAACUUCCAUGUCAUGGCUGCCAUGUGUCCCAUCCCUCAGAACUCUCUCAACUCUCAACAUUCCCAUCUUCUCCCAUCCCAACUCGAAAGUGAUCUCCGUUUCCACCAGCUCAGGGGAGCUCAUAUCAAGAUUCUGGAUGACCAGACAGUGGCUCGUCUGGAGCAUGCUCGGGAUGAGAGAACUUUGGUUUUUACUAGCAGGCCCCUUAAGAUAAAUGAAACUAUAUUUGUCAAAAUUAACAAAUCAAACACCUCACGUACUGGAACACUCUCCUAUGGAGUGACCACUUGUGAUCCAAGCACCCUGAGGCCCAGUGACCUUCCUUAUAAUCCAGAGUCUUUAGUUGAUAGAAAAGAGUUCUGGGCGGUUUGUAGAGUGUUGGUGCCUCUCCAGAGUGGAGACAUUUUGGGUUUCAUGGUGAAUUCAGAAGGUGAACUGCAUUUGAGCCACAAUGGAGCAAGUGCCGGCAUGCAGGUCUGCGUGGACUGUUCCCAGCCACUGUGGAUGUUCUUCGGUUUACAUGGAGCAGUGAUGCAAAUCCGUGUCCUGGGUUCCACUCUCACUGCUGAGCGGCUGGGCCCAUCUGUAUCAAGCUCACCCACUUCAUCUCCAAACUCACCCUCCAUCCUCUGCAGCGGAGUUUCUGAUCCUAUUCUGAGUGCUUGUGGUUCUGGCCCGCUUGGCAGCUCAACUGGCGGCACUGCUCCCAACUCUCCAGUCAGCAUGCCAGAAUCCCCUCUGUCCCCUUCCGUCUCAGGGUCCUGGAAUGACGAGUGCACUAUCUGCUAUGAGAACAUGGUAGACACCGUGAUUUACUCCUGUGGACAUAUGUGCCUGUGCUAUACAUGUGGGCUCAAACUCAAGAAGAUGGCCAAUGCGUGUUGUCCAAUCUGUAGACGUGCCAUCAAGGACAUCAUCAAGACCUAUCGUAGCACCUAGAAAAGCAUGUCAUAAAGGGUAGGGGCUGGGGAGAUCUGCUUUAUGACAUUGAGUGAGGGUAGGUGGGAAAGGGUUAAUCUAGCAGUCUGUUUCCCCUGUUCUCACACAUGUCAUGCAUUCUGAACUUUGCUGCAUGUGGGCAAACCUCAGUUUCUUCCUUCUCAGUUACCUAGCAAAGAGUCACUGCCAGCCCUGAGAUGUAUAGCCACCAAGAAAGGAUGGAUGUCAUGCCCCCUUCUUUCCCUGCACCUCCCCCCUUUCCCUCUUUUUGGAUGCUACAAGAAGCAAACAAGGGAUGGUUGCAAAAUAGUCAUAUUAUGCUUGGGCAUGGUAUUAUAGCCAGUUUGGAAGACCAAUACAAUGGAAACGAAAAAUAUCAUUUGAACACUAAAAUCACUUUGGGGAACAGGAAAGCCCCACCUGGAAAUGUUCUUCCUCAGUUUCCAGCCAUCUGGUGUGGCUAGAGCAGUGGUUAACUGUUUCCUCAACAGCCAUCAAUGGCAACUGGACCACUCUCCCCACAUACAUAUCAAUUGUAUGCUGCCUUUGGCUAUAUUUUCUGCACGGUGCUGCUGAUGGCAUGGGGAGGGGGCUGUUAUUUUACAACCUUCCCAUUCUACUUUCCACAUGUACUCCCUUUCCUCCCUUUCCAGUCUGCAACUCCCCUCCCCACCCCUCCCUUGGUAGCAGCUGGUUUUAUUCCUGCACAUAUCACCAGUCCCUUCAUCCUUGGAUUCUGUUCUGUUGCCUCUUUUUCUCUCCUCCUCCACCACCUUUCUUGAAAACGGCAUCAGGGGCUGGAUUCAAAGGCCAAAGGAGUUCCUUUCACACCUGCUUUCUAAAAUCAUGGAGCUCAUUAGAAGCCAUAAGGACAAAGGUGCACAGAGGCUUUUCAGCAAGCCAUUGGACAUCUGCCUCAACUUAGAAAGGAAGGAAAAUUGCUAGUAAUUUAAGAACUUCUGGCCAAAGUGAAUGUGUAACACAGAAUUUGAUGUAUUUAGCUACAGAGAGAGAGAGAGAGAGAGAGAGAGAGAGAGAGAGAGAGAGAGAGAGAGAGAGAGAGAGAGAGAGAGAGAGAGACUGGAACUGAAAGUGGGGAUUUUUGUUGCUUUUUUGUGCUUGCUUGGUUUAAUGAAGGAUUCUGAAGGCACUCUUCCCAUCAUGUGAAGAACCAUCGUCCUGGCUUCUUUUGCUUCCACUGCUGUGAAUAUGUCUGGUGUGACUGCAUUCUUGGUGUUUUCAUUCAGUGCCUGCUACAGCAUAUUAUGCCGGGAUGGACAAGCACAAUGCCUCAUUCUUCACUGGCACACUAUUUUCUCUCCUUCCUUAGGCUAAACCAGGACCUGCAGCUUCAUCACUACUUAACUCUAAAUGGAUUUGCCACAUUUGAAAUGCCACAGACCAUCAUGGUCGGGAGAAAUCCACAACCAAACUCAGUGUGUUUGAGGAGAGGAGAAUUUUUGGGUUGAGUUUGAUGCUAAGCUGUAGUUGCAGUUAAUUAGUACACAGACAUAGAGAGGGGACUAUCAGGGGAAGGGGGUUAGUAGUAGUGGGACUUUUACCCCCUCUCCAAAGUGACUGCACUGAGAAUGCAGUGUAGCAAUCCUACCCAUGGGCAAAAAGACUUUGAGCUUGUUCUUAGACAGAAAUAGAGGGACUGAGGUAUUUCCAGUCAGAUAACUGAUCCUGCCUCCUGAAUUGGACUGAACUUCCCAGUUCCAAUCCUCCAAAUACAUGAAUUGCUGCAGUCAGCACUGGUUUCUUCCAGCACAUCCAGGUUAGAGUAGUGCUGAUCUGCAUGCUUGGUUUUCCAGGCUCACCAAAGAGGUUGUCCUGAAGAAACCAGAAUUCUUUCCUUUUUCAGACACUUGCAGCUGCAUCUUUCAGUUUUGCUCUGAGACUCAGGAAUCCAAUGUUAAGGCAGGCAGUGAAGCUGGUAAGAGACCUGCCUCCUCUUGAUAUUUUCCCCUUCUGCUGCCAAUCUCUUCACGAAAAAUACAUCUGUUUGGGUCUACUCGCAUGCCUGCCUGUGCAUGUUACAAGCUUGCCCAUUUUGACUCCCAGUCCUAGUAGUAAGAAGCAUUCACUGCCAUAGGUUGCAUUCAGAUUCUGGAAUAUUUCUGUGAAUGCAAUUGUGCAUGGUUGGAUCUAGAUUAAUUUUUCCACUGAACUUUCUUGCAUUCUCUCCUUCCCACUGCAGCCCACUGACCUCAAAAUGCUACUCCUGGAAAACAGGGAAUCCUUAGGAUCAGCAUGAGAGGCAGAGGGGUAGGGUGUAUGUGUGGCAGCCUACUCCUGAUAGUGGAAGUUUGAGUCUGGAUACAACCCAGCAUUGUAUGUGACCAGUUCAUUACAUGCUGGAAGACAAAGUGCACAGGCAUUUCAGGCAUUUGUUUGUAAUUAUUAUGCCGGUAGGCAUCUACCAAUAUAAUACAGAUUGUGCAAGCUGUUGGGACACAGUUCAAGAGAACAUCUGAGCUGGUGACUUGUUGAAGUAACACUUGCAUGAAGAAGACUUAUAGGUGGGCCCAUUAUAAUCCAGAAACGGGAACCUAAGAGUUCACACUGGGCUUGACUCAGAAAAAGUCCGCAACAGCCCAAAGGAAUCUUCCUUUGACUGAGAUAUGCCCAUCUGUACUUGCUAACUGCACUCUGAUUUUUUAAUAACUUUGCAUCUCAUCCAUAGCAUGUAGCUGGUACCUGUGACAUCAAGAGUAUGCAAUAAAACAUGUUUAAGAGAGAACCAGCACCCAAGCCUGUGCCUGUCCCUAAGAAGACCAGGUGUAGAUGGGACAGGAAUCCAUCUUGCCAUAUCCAUUGGCAAGUAGGACCUUGAGAAUUAACUUGUACCACUCACCUCGAAAACCUUUCCUACUCCAGCAUCUUAAAAUCAUCUGAACCUGGAUCUAGCAAGGUUACACUCCUGUUCAGGUCAUCACAGUAAUACCAAUGUAUGGAUCUGAGGAGUACACUUUUUCUCUUCAUGAUGUCCUAUAAAAGUUGAGGGGAGUAAGUUGAUAUGAGAAUCACAACCUUGGGUUGCAGCUCUGUGCACACUUACUGGAGAAUAAACCCUACAAAAAUCAGUGGGACUUACUUCUGAAUAACUCAUUUCAUGGAGGCUAGUGACAGGAUAAAAACUACUAGCUGCUAAACAACAUAGGUAUUUGUGGAGGGUGGGAGAGUAAUGGUAACUUCAUAAAAGUAUUGUAAAUUAUUUGGAGAAGAUGUAGGGAUGGUACUGCCAGAAUUUUUCUGCAACACAUGUUCAUCCUGAUUCAGUGAGCUGUCUGCAGUUGUGAAAGAAUAUGUAACUUCUCCACUUGGAACAGUUUUUCCGCCCUAAUAAAUCAAUGGGGUAUCUGGCAGUCACAGAAGCCUUGAAUGGCCUGUGAUAUACAUGCUGGGCUUUGGGCUCCAAAUACAUAGAUAGGUAACCUGGGGACACAAUCAGUGAUCAAGCAUCAAGUGGCCAGAUAUUGGUCUAGGAUGUCAGUGGAGAAAGAAACUAUGGCAAUUCAAAUAAUCUCUUACCUUUUAUACAUUUUGAUUGUGACAUAUCCACAGGGGGGAAAUGGGAAGAAGCAAUGCAAUAUUUUAGAGGUAGAGAUAAUGGAAUUACAUAAUCUGAGGUUUCCAGCACAAAGAACAUCCCCUGGCCUCAUCAAAUUGUUACCAUUUGGUAUUUACAUGUUUCUAUAAUGUAUUUUAAUAAGAAAAAGUGUUUUGGGGAGUUUCAUCCCAGGUUUUUUUCUUGGAUAAUGUUCCAUGGAAAACCAGCGACCUGAGCCUGUGUAAGAAUUAUGUUUUUCAUAGUUAAAAUGUUGUAUAUAGUUGAUGCUGCUAUUGUGCAUGAAGAAAAAUAUUUCUGCCAGAGGAGAUAUUUGCUAGAAAAUACAUUUAUUAAAACCCCUUUGGACAUCAUUACUAGAGGAGACACACAUACAGUAGUAACUGUAAUAAGAACAGAAUAUCUGAACAUCCUACCAGGUGAAAAUGCUGUUUUUUCUUGAAAGUCUGAUUAGCUGGCUCAGAUUCUAAAAUUCACAUCAACUUGUGGAGUACAUGCACCUCUUCACUGAACUGGUGUAGUCAAAACUGGCAACCUAAAUCUCCUGUCUGACAGACAGGGGCAUGGACUUAAAGUUGUAUUUCCCCUAACUAAUGGGGAUGGCAACCAACGGCUUUAUCAACCCAAGUCAGUUUAAGGAACCUCCAUCCAGUACCUGAGCACUUGUCUGCAAGGACAAAUGUACACAAUUAAGUCAUUACCAUUAUGUAGCAAGUGGUGGUGGCCUUCAGCCUACCAAGUUGUUGGCAGUUGAACUGACCAGCUAUUAUUGUUUGCUAAAAAGUGAAAUAUUUCAGGUAAAAAACCAAAAAUAUUUCCUUCCUUCCCAACAACAGCCAAUAACACCUAAUAAAAGGGAUGAGCCAAAUAACUGCAUGUUUGUAAUGAACCAAAUCAAGGGCAUAAAUUACUUGUGUCACUGAAGUACACAAGAGAUAGGCUCCUGAAAAUAGUGAAGGAAAGAUUUUGCGUUGGCUGGUAAAUAGUCAAGCCUUUGAACAACAAAAAAUUGACUCCAGAAACCCAAAAUGGGUAGGGUGAAGAAACUGUGCAAGUGUUCAGGAGGACAGAGCAGGGACCAGCCUACAGGUUACUUGAACCAUGUUGCUACAUGAAUGAGUCUGGAAAGAACUUUGCACUUCCUAGAAACAACAGAGCUUAUUCUUCCCUUAUGAACCAAGAUUGCACAUCAUUGCUUGUCUCCCAGUUUGUCAUCACUGUUAGCUGGGCAAACCCAUACUGUAGUUGGUUUAUUUGGAUCUGGUUGCAAAAGAGACCUGGGAGACUGAAGUUCUAAUCCCCACUGAGCCACAAUGGCCACUGGACAGCCUGGGACAAGUUUCUCCCUGGUUGUUGUAAGGACAAAAUGGGGGAGGGGAGGGUUGACCAUAUACUUUGUCCUGAGUUUCUUAGGAGGAGUGGAAGAAAAUGUCAAUUGAAAAAAUGAACUAAUUAAUUAGCUUGUGGUGUCUGAAUUAGUGAGAGGGAGAACCAGGGAUCAUGCAGUGAGGCAGAGGAUUUUCACAGUUUGUUCCUACAGACCCUGUGGCAUUAUAGAUAACCCAAACCCACAUUUCAGGACCAUGGGAGUGGGAAAUUGGUAAUAGAAGACAAUAUAAAUACCUUCAUAUUAGUGGUGGAAUGUGGCUUUCUUUGUGAAAGUAAACUUGUCAGAUAGAAUUGCAAGAUACAAGCUCAGAUCCACCAGUCAUCACAGAUUAGCUGAACUGCCAUCACAGAUUAGCUAACCCGGUCAAGAAAGCGGGCCGGGAUUUGUCGGUAUCCACCACAGCUCAAGUGUCUUUAGCUAAAGCAUUUUUCAGUGUUCAAUCAGUACUAUUUCCUCCUUUCCUUUUCCUCCAGUAGCACAUAUUUUGGCUCAGGAUGACACUCACUGAUGGAUCAAGAUGGGUCCUUCAUUUCCCUUCUACUGAGCUUUAGGGUGUUGAUAAAUGUGUUGAGGACCAAAUUUUAGGAGGCUAGCAGAAGCUGCAAAGGAAGGCCCUUCAAAUGGGAGAGGACCAUUAGCAUAGAAGAAUUUGAAUUUCAUUUUUCUCUGUGUUCACAUGUAAGAUCCAGAGUAAUUCAUGUGGUUCAAUGUUUCAAAUGAAAAAAUUAUCUUUUAAUUGCUUGAUUUAAACAGAAGAAAGGUUUUGUGUUCUGUUUAUAUAAAAGAGACUUAUUUCAUCCAGUGUGACAAUUGGAUAACUGUGAUUGUGAAUAAAGUUGAUUUAGGUAUUCCAUGGAGGUGCAUGUAUGAGCUAUGUGAGAAGGGGUGCUUUUGAAAGUCCACGUCUGUAUUUGUCUGACAUUUGGAGCUCUACUUUUGGGCAGAGCAUUGUGGGUGCUCAGUUUGCUACAGCUUUCAUUUGUUUUGCUCUCUUUUCUCCCCUCCAACAAAUGCAUUAUGUGAUUGUACAAUCACUUGAAUGAUUAAUGACAAUAAGAUAGUAUUUAAGUGCCAAAAUAUAUUGCAACAAUUUUUCACAAAUAUUCCCUCAUAUGUAAUAAGUGAAUAACUGUGAUUGUGACUAAAAUUGAUGGAGGAUCACUUCAUCAGAUACAUGAAGGGUUUAUGGAUGAGGCAAGAACAUUUAUACUAAAAGCUGCAAACAGGAAGGAAGUGUGUGUCUUUGUGUGGGGGGAGGGGUAUUGCAAAGAAACAAUAGUUUACAACAGGAGCCAAGCAAAAGAGUUUCCAUUCUAUUUUACUGCCAUUCUCUUUGACUAGUCUCAGUCUGUAACAUCUGUUCUCUCUGCCACCACCUCUGUUUGCUGCUUUCAGUAUAAAUAUAACGGCCUAGUAGAUGAAUACUUCAUGUAGCUGCUAAAAUGAGCUGUGAUGGCUUAGGCUGAAACAGAUUUUUUUUUGGUCUAAAGAUGCCACCAGGUUCCUGUUUUAUUUUACUGCUAUAGGCUAACAUAGAUGCACAUCUAGAGUAAUCAACAUGAAAUGAAGGAAGAUAUUCCCUCAGUUACCAUGGAAUUGAGGAGAGGUGAAAUGCAGGGCAUACUGAAAUAUAGAACAAUAAUUAGUGGAACUGGAGGGGGGGUGAAAGGGAAUGGUCUUAGCUCUACAUUGACUGACUUCAAAAGGUGAAUGAAGGCUAUCAUGCAACAGUCCAUAAACCCAGAGGCUAAUCAAGUAUGUGAUGUAAUGAAGAUAGCUAUCCUCUGUCCAUUCAAAAAUGGAUGAUCCUACUUCUGCAUAAUGUUAAAACUUCUAUUGUCUUAUCUUGCAUGGGAAAGUUCUUGCUUUUGCUUGAGAGGCCCAGCUAGAUACUGCUCUGUGUUGGACUAUAGCAGCAAAAAUUAGACUUUCUGAAAGUUAUGCUGGAAUAAGUAAGGUUAGUGGACAUUGAGUAAUAAAGUCCAAAAUGGAACAUUCUAUUCUAAUUAAUUUUGCAGUCUGAGUAAGUCUUAACUGUCAAUAAGAGUCAAAUCUCACUGUUCUGGUACUUUGCUGCCUGUUUUAUGGUUCCAGAGUACAGGGAAAGAGGAAGAUAACAGGUACAUGGCAAAUAUUUAUGAAUCAAUUGAGUUACACAGUAUGCACCAAAUGGCAGCUAAACCCUGCUUCCUUGUGUAUCUUUCUGCACUUCAUUUCAUGUUUUACAGUGUUUUUCUUUCUGCCUGCUGCUUAUGUUCAAACCCUAUUUGGAUGAUCCUACUUGGGUCAAAAGGUGGCAUCCAAAACUUUUUAAAAAAUAAAUCAAUAAAUGAUCAUCCUACCCUUCAAGUACCAAGGCACAAAAAGGAGCACUUUGGUUUGUUUAGAUGUUCAUGGACACCACCUAUAUAA